AUGUGCCGCCAGCUCGCACUCUCUCCUCUUACUGAGCGUCCGAAUUAAACAAGGACCUCCGCGGUCUACUUGAUCCAUGUCCGCUGUCCUCGCACAGACAAUUCAACGCGGAAGUCAAGCAGCGAAGCGUUAAGGAUUCAACUUUGCUUUUUGGUUUUUAACGCCCGAUCGUCUCGACUUGCUUUUUUUUUUUUUUUUUUUUUUUUUGGUGCGUUUUCCUCUUUCUCCUUCUUCUCCGACACAAGGACGUUAUUCUGCCGCUCGGCGACCUCCACUUUGGGAACAUUUGAAGAGCAUGAGAGUGUCUUGCACGGCGAAGAGCAUGUUGGCGCUUUGGCUUCUUGCAGCUGCGGUGACCACGACCCACGGACGAGGUCCAAAUGAAAAUGAUGGCAUAAGGAGGUCGACUUUAGAUAUAAACAACGAUUACAUUACACACCCAUCAACAGAAGACACAGAAGGUGAUGUCCCUUGGGUCACCACUGCAUCACCGAUUAACAGCCCGGACCACCAUCCAGUCCUUAAGGGUUUGAAGAUUCAUGAGCACCUUCUCUUACGGGACUUUCAGGGGGACCAGCACUUUUUUCGAAACGAUGGCUCUGUGGUGGCGUAUCCCACCAUGCCAAGCUCUGCCUCAGAUUCAGUGCAGCCAGUCACUCAAACAAUUCCCCAUGAGGAUGCCCCAGCUUUCUCAGACAUCGCUUCGACGGCUACGGUGGCUGCCACAUCAUCACUUACCACAUUCUCCUCAACAACACCCAAACCUCUGAUGUCUCUUCUCCAGAAGUCCUCCCUCACCACACGAGUAACACCAAAUAAUGACAAGACACCAGAGGCUUCUUUUACAUUGCAGAGAGAUCAACCCAAACCUUGGAGCGCUUUAAGCGGAGAUGCAAAUAUUGCACCCUCCACAAUGAGAAUGGAGAAAGAGCAGUCAAAGGAAACAACUCCAAAAGACAAUCCCAGUCCCAAACCGCCAUUCCCAAACCUAACAUCCCGAACAGAGGGUGGUGCCACAACGUCAACUUCUCUAAUCACGACUACGACAAUAACCACCAUGCAAACAUCUGAGCCGUGCAGCCUAAAUUUCACUGACCCUGAGGGCAACAUUGAAAUCCUGCAGCAGCUUGACGCCACAAUGGAGUGCAACUACUUGAUUACGGUCUACCUGGGGUAUGGCAUCGAGGUUCAGGUCCUGAAUGCAAGUAUGUCAGAAGGGGAGCAAGUGACAGUGGAGGACACAGGUGGCCGAGAAGCUUUCGCCCUUGCCAAUGAGACGGUCCUAAUACGUGGACUCGUAUUACGUAGUCGGAGCAACCAGAUCUCUAUCCGUUUUCGUAGCGACCAACAGCGUAACUCCGGAGUCCUCCAGCUUCAUUACCAAGCCUUUGUGCUGAGCUGUGCGUUUCCCAAAGAGCCUUCUGGGGGAGAAGUUUCCGUGACACACCUCUACGCUGGCGGAGAAGCUUACUUCAACUGCUUCACUGGCUACAGGUUGAGAGGUCCCAAAACGCUCACCUGCCGCAACGCCACCACACCUUACUGGAGUGGGAAGGAGCCCCAGUGUGUGGCGUCUUGUGGGGGAAUGAUAAAAAAUGUCACCUAUGGCCGCAUUGUCUCGCCUGGAUUUCCUGGCAACUACAGCAACAACCUGACAUGCCACUGGGUCCUGGAGGCCCCCGAGGACCACCGGAUACAUAUUCACUUUGAGAAAGUGGCGCUGGCAGAGGAUGACGACAGGCUGCUGAUUAAGAAUGGCAACCAUAUCGACUCCCCGCCUGUGUAUGACUCCUAUGAAGUGGAGUAUUUGCCCAUCGAGGGGGUGCUGAGCACAGGGCGAUAUCUGUUUGUGGAGUUUACAACAGAUGGGACGCUGACCUCCACCGGUGCCGCCAUCAGAUAUGAAGCUUUUGCAAAAGGAACGUGCUACCAGCCUUUUGUGAAGUACGGCAAUUUCAGCAGCAGUGACUCAACCUAUAGUGUGGGUGCUGUGGUGGAGUUCUCGUGCGACCCGGGUUACACGAUGGAGCAGGGCUGUGUUGUCAUCGAGUGUGUGGACGCUGAAAAUGCUCAGUGGAACGAGACCGAGCCGGCCUGCAGGGCUGUUUGCAGCGGGGAGAUCACAGACUCUGCCGGUGUGGUGUUGUCUCCUAACUGGCCGGAGGCCUACGACAAGGGCCAGGACUGCAUCUGGGGCGUCCAUGUGGAAGAGGACAAGAGGAUCAUGCUCGAUAUCCAAGUACUUAACCUGGGUAAAAAUGACCUCCUGACAUUCUACGACGGUGAUGACCUGUCCGCCAACAUUCUUGGUCAAUACAGCGGCAAACGUCCUCACUUCAAGCUCUACACGUCCAUGGCUGAUGUCACCGUUCAGUUUCAGUCAGAUCCUGCUACAAACAUCUAUGGUUACAACAAUGGCUUUGUGGUGCACUUCUUUGAGGUCCCAAGGAACGACACUUGCUCCGAGUUACCAGAGAUCACCAAUGGCUGGAAGAGCACGUCCCAUCCUGACCUCAUUCAUGGCACCGUUGUCACCUACCAGUGCUACCCUGGAUAUGAAUUGGUGGGGUCUGAGAUCCUCAUGUGCCAAUGGGAUCUCAGUUGGAGCGGGGACGUGCCGAAAUGUCAGCAAGUGACCACAUGUCAGGACCCUGGAAAUGUGGAGCACAGUCGGCGGGUGAUCACAGGCACCCGCUUUGCCGUUGGAUCAUCUGUGCAGUUUGUGUGUAACAAAGGUUACACAUUGUCAGGCAGCAACAAUGUCCUUACUUGCUACAACAGAGAUUCAGCCAAACCCAAGUGGAGCGAUCGUCUGCCCAAGUGUGUUCCUGAAAAGUACGAGCCAUGCAGGAAUCCCGGUGCUCCGUCCACCAGUGCACAAAGUUCCGAAAAGGCUUUCUACCAAGCAGGCGAGACCCUGACCUUCGCCUGCCACCCGGGCUACGAUCUUCAGGGCGGUGCCACUAUCUACUGCAUCCCUGGACAUCCGUCACAGUGGAACAGCACACCACCUGCUUGUCGAGCCUCCUCCAGUCAAUAUGUGAACGAACGCAGGUUGGACGGUGAGUUACGCUUUGAUAUGUUGCGGCAACAAAACACUGCUAUCACUAUUAUUUUUCAGAAUGUUUUUUUAGAAAUAAUUGUUGUUGUUCUGAUCCCGCAGUUGUCAAUACAGAUUAUGGUAUCGAGGGAACCAAUAUCGCCCUCGCCGUCUUCAUUCCAACUGCAAUCAUUUUGGUGGUUGUCCUUGGGAUUUAUGUCUGUGCUGCGAAAUAUCAAGGGAAGUCUAUCAGCAUGCCGACGGCCUCGCCACCGUAUGACAACAUGGCGGAGGAGUCGGCCUUCGAUAACCCAGUUUAUGACAGAGGAGACUACCUUCACAGAUCUACUGCCCUGGAUCCCAGGUUCAAGUGCCUGUCUCACAUGGACCCUGCCCUACGCCAGAGGACAUACAGUGACCUCACCACUGAGAUUGUGAGCAGUCAGGGCACUGAAGACUAGGAUGAGCACUGGCAGACACAUUCUAGAUACUAAACCCUGUCAGUAUGUUCAUUUUGGCGCCGCUUCAUAACGACUAUGAGGUGAGCCUGUUGCUGAGAGCGCAUCUCACACACUUUCACCUGAGCCUCCAGAAUAAUCCUGUUGAUUACUUGGUCACACCCAUUUAUGCUCUGUGGUGGUGAAUAAUGUACUUUUCUGUAUGCAAAGGUUAAUUAUAUUGGUGACAUCAUGUCUCCCUUAAGCGAAACACAUCAUCAUGAAUCGUGCACAUAACAUUAUUGGAAAUUAGCACGUGUUUAACAUUAAAGGUUGCUUUUUUUACAAACUACUACUUAGAAAAUACAUACAACAUUAUAUGGUAUCAGAAAAAAGCAGCCAGAACAAUAUCCUUUUGCAGCCAACUGCCAAUAUACUAACGGCAUUGCAGCACGGUGUUAUGUAAUACUGGCACUUCACUAGUAUGUACUAAAAGCAAAGUUUUACACACAUAAGGCCUGAUCUAGUAAAACUAUUAUAAUGGAUCUAGGAGAUCUAUUGUGAUACUUGAUCACCUAUAUGAAAAAAUAAAAAUCAUAAAAAAAGACAUCUGACACUAAAACAAAUCAAUUGAAUUUGUUUUAAACCAGCCCGUUAAAUCUUCCACCAAAUAUAAAAUUACAAAAUGGUAUCACUGAAUAGAAGAUAUGUUCAAAUAUAUUAACAUGCACACAGAUGGAACCCUCUCUGUUCAUUGUCUGUAUUUUUAUGCACUUAUUUUUGCUGUAUUUAUCUGACACAUGUGAAAGGGUGGUCCGAGAAAAUAAUGUCUCCAUUAAACCAGUCGCUAGUGCAAUAAAGUUUGGGGACUUGUGGUCUGGAUCAUAUAUAUUGGCUAUGCUUUGAGGUAAAUGUUGUGUAAACGUUGCUCUACAGUCACUUUUAUAACCCACUUUCUAUGUUCGUGUGUCGAGGCAUUCUUUUCAGAUUGCAAAUGAAACCACACCUAACCCUCUCCAAAAGUAUCCAAAUGUAUGUUUUGAAAAUGUACACUGUGUCACUGUUUUUUUUUUUUUUGCCAAAUAUGGUCAAAACAUUUUUUUGAUCAUAAUCAUUAUUAUAGAUUCACCCGGUCACAACAUUAGAUCCACCUGCCUAUAUUUGGAUGGCAAAGAAAAGCAUAAAUGCAUAAAAAAGCUGAAUGUAUGUAUUUGGAGGCUGCACAUAUACAGUGUUUAUGUUUUAAAAAUGUCAUCAGAUACCCUUUGAUUGAUUUGUGUGUCUGAUCUUUACAGGACUAAAGAAAAAAAGAUUAAGGUGUCAAUUUAGAGACCUUGUAUUGCUCAAGCUUUGCCUCGGGAUCUUCCUCUGCACUGCUCAUCUUUUCCUUUCACGUAUUCUGUAAAUAUGUCUUUCCAAGGUCAAUUCUAUGAAUUUGUGGAUCACCAUGGUGAUAUUUUUAUAAACUAAAUUGCUGAUGACCGAAGGUGAUUACAUAAAUUCUCUGUAUUUUUGAUUCCCCAACUCAGUCUCUGUUAGUCCUUAAGGGGAAAGGGGCUUUGUUGAAACCCAUUCCCAUUCCCAGUCACAUCGUUCCACUUUAAUCAUUGAUUUGCCACCUACUGUAUUUUGUUUGUGUGUAUGAAUCUGCUUUUUGUAAAUAAACUGCCUGUCCAAUACAAGUGUCUCCUCACUGGUACCAACCUGAGAAAAGCAUAUACAAGUAUUGAACCAUUAUAAUCUGGUGUACUGCCAAUGUAACUACUCUUUACUUACAUAUUUAAUCAUGCAAGAAGAACCAAUGGUACAUCCCAUAAUCAAUAUGUUCUCAGCUAAGGAGGUUCUGCUUUAAAUGUGUUAGUAUUUGCCAUUGCUACAAAAGUGUAUUUAUAUAUCUACAACAAUAUUAGAGAGAUGUUUUACCAUUUCAAUUAACACAUUUAGCGGCAUUAAAGUCGAUCCAACAUCACUACAUUUUAUUGGAAGAAAGGUGUGAUAUUAACCCUGUGAUGCAUCAUGGUCACUACAAAAGCUGUUUUCUGCUACUGUAGGAAGGAGAUUCAUAUGGCCCCAUUCGUCCCGGGGUUACCUGACACAUGAAACGUGACAAACUGGGGGGUGCGCUAUCCAUUUUAGCCGCCAGACGGCAGUAGUGUUGAAUAUCUUAAAAUGUGAUAUGUGGCAAUUCCAACUUUGACCACAGCGUUAGUUACUAAGCAGAGUGGCACUUUCCAUCAUUUUCAUCAGACUGCAUUGCAAAAUUAUUAACCACCCCCACUUUCCUCUCACGCGAGAUCCACCCAGGAAUGGGGACAUAUGAAUCCCUUCACUACUGUAUAAGCAGGGGUCUUAAUGUCAAAGCUGUUGUUCCCUGCCAUGCACUGCCACCAACUGGUCAGCUUUUGCAAGUGCAAGAAAGCCCUCCUCAAAAACAAGAUGGCUGACGGACGUGCAGAAACGUGGCGCAGGGGAGGAAUAUAUGUUCAUUCCUUCUAUCCUAGAAGGCCCUGGCAGGUAUAAAAAUACGGAGUAUUGAUUUUUGUGAAUUGAAGACAUUUUGUUCAUGUACGUAUGUUUCCACUGAUUUGGACAUGUCCAUCGCUGGCUAUAUUUUGACUGCCAUGUAUAAUAUUGCUGCCACUUUUGUUGUUUUUUUAACUCUUUUGGCUGCAAAUCCUUGUAUUUAUGUUAGAAUGAAAAAGUUACUUUGGAAGUCAAGCGCCUCAGUGUUUUUGGAAAAUGUAUUUAACAGCAUUGGAAUAUGUUAAGGUAUAUACAUGCAUUGUUAAAGAUCAUUAAAAACAUUUUAUAGUGUUCACACAAUUGUAUUUUCUUAAAAAAUAUAAACAUGUUUUUCGUCAUUUAAAGUUUGCAGAGAUUUCACCAAUUUGUUUUUGUUUUAAGUUGAUUCAUUCCCAUAGAGCAGGGAUAUUCAACCGGCAGCCUGAGGGUCAAAUCCUGCCCGGAAAUGACAUCAUUUCGGCCCCCUAGUUCAGUUCAAACUGAGACAAAGAUUUUUGCAGAAAAUUCCUAAAUACAGGAGUGCUCCUGUUGUAUAGAGGAACUUGGACCACUUCACACAUUGGCACAUCCUUGUUUUGACAUUUGAACUUUGCUAGCAAACAGAACAAACUUGUGAUGUACAUACCUGAGGUGGCCCUCAAGGCACCCUUUUACACUAAAUCCUCUCUUUCUUGAAACUUACACAUGUCUUUCAUAGUGCGAUUUAUGUAACUAAGGUGUUGCUGUAGCUUGUUUACUUCAGAUGCAGUCAGUAGUCAUGUGUUCAACUUCUUUAGUUAUAAUUGUGGUGUUCCUCAGGGUUCCAUUUUAAGUCCUCUCUUUUUAUGUCAUUUGGGCUGUUCAAGUUGUGGCCCCUUAGUUCUGUUUAAAAAAAAAAAAAGUGUGCUUUUAUAUAGAUGAUCUUUGACUAGCUUUCCUUAAAAAACAGCAGAGCACUCCUGUAACUCUGACAAAAUAAUUAGCCCAAAAUCACUUGUCUACUCUAGAGGACCAAAUAUGACUAAUAGUGAGAGGGAAAAGUCUGGCCCCCCAGUCCUAAGCUUUUUGGAAAUGUGGCCCCCGAAACAAUUUAGUUGAAUAUCCUUGCUAUAGCGAGUAAUACAAUAACUGGAAAAAAAAAUUCCUGGAGUAUGUAAUUCAUGCAUCACAGGGUUCGUUUCAGCAAUAGUGUCCAAUAAUUGUCAAAGGGGGACUUGCACUUUUUGGGGGGAAAUUUGCCCAUCAUCUGCAAUUUUUAUGAGAGCCAAAAACCACACGACUUUCCCUUUUAUGCGCGUUCUAAGUAGUGACAAACUGCUAGUAAAAGGUGGCUAACAAUACAGGUAAUGGAGAUACGAUCAAUUCCGCCUACAGCCCUAUAAAAAAAAAACCUCUGAAAACCUCCAAUACUGUUUUAUAUCCAUGCUGUACAUAUAUGUAUAAUGUAGUAAAAGGCAUAUUCAUGAUAACAUGUAAUAAUUACCGUAUUUUGGUCAUUUUAAGCAUUACAGUAAGUUCUUUCCUAGGCACAUUUAUUUCAUGGAGCACAUGGUAACAAACGUUACUUCCAACAACAACAACGCCUUCUGUGUUUGCUACCACAUAAUAUCAGGGCGUUAUCAUGUAGCACUAUUACCUAAAGUUAAAAAAAUAAUAAUAAUUAACAGGUACUUACAAUGUCGGCUAUAAGUGGGAUUGUUGUAUCUUUCAACAGCACUGCUCUUCUUGAGCUGGUAAAUUCAGAAUAAUCUUCACUCCUCGGAUAAAAAAAAACAAAAAACGCUUCCUGGCAAUGUUGUGCUAGUCUUAUGCUGCUUUCCAUUUGUUGAGAACCACAUAGAAUCAACUUGGUAGUGUAUGGAUUUUCAGAGUUGCGCAACUUUCUAGUUUGGUGCCCCAACCUUCUACUCUGCAGGUGAGAUGGAUGAUUUAUGACCUAGUUUUAACUUUGACAAACUGGAGCAGUUCAACCAACCCUAUUAGCAGCUGGCUACUUGCUAGUGGUCGGAGGGUCAAUGUGUUUAGAAAAGUAGUUCCUCUGUGUUAGCGCUUUCGCUACAGUUUGGUUAACAUGCAGGUCACGGCAUGUAAACAGACAUUGCUGGCGGUCUUUAGAUGUUUUUAGAGCGCUUUAUAGGCAAAAAAGAUGACUUCUCUGCAUUGUAACCUCCUCGUACUAGCAGUUUUUCACUGUUUAGAACGCACAGAACAGAGAACGACAUGUGUCUUGCCUCACAUAAGGACCAUGGAUGAUGCGCAACAUUUCUAAAAGCACUCACAAUGUGCCUUGUGGUUUGCACUGAAUACACAAAUGUAACAGCUGUCACAGUACAGUAAGCAAAUAGAUCCCGAUGUUCAUCUUUUUUCAGGUGAUCCAGGUGUCUGUGAUAUUUGCAAAUUGCACAGAAACAGCAAAAAUGCUAUUUGCAUAUAGUAUGUCUCUUUUUUUCCUCAUUACAGAAGAUGCUAUCACACCCACAGGAAUGUGACUUUAAUGCAAACAUGAGAUAUCACAUUAUAGUCUAUGUUAUCUCUGUACUUUAAAACUACCAUAUGAAAGGUCAUGUGACCUUAAACAAAUAAAGAUUUCAGCUUUA
Molecule: messenger RNA, 8576 nt
Organism: Entelurus aequoreus (snake pipefish)
Lineage: Eukaryota; Metazoa; Chordata; Actinopteri; Syngnathiformes; Syngnathidae
Product: seizure protein 6-like
Exons: 17
Coding region: 296-3478 (1060 amino acids)
Biological process (GO): synapse maturation; regulation of dendrite development
Cellular component (GO): dendritic shaft; endoplasmic reticulum; dendritic spine
Source: RefSeq, a predicted model, not a curated record